AUGUUUCCUUGUCACGUCAGCCCCUGGCCCUCUGCUGAGCCGCCGGCCUCCUGCGGUAGUCAUGCAGCACCUCCAGCACAGCCCGCGCAGCCUUUGCCAGAUCUGCUGUGCAGCUGUCCCGCUGCACCUUUGAACACCCACCCUGAGACGCCUUCUCCAGACCCCAUGGAGUCCCUCAUCGUGGUCACGGAGUACGAACCCAGCAGAGCACCGGGAGAUGAGGAGGUGGAAGAAAUGGACAGUUCUGAGACGCCAGAGCCAACCUCCUCUUUGACUGCUCAUUUCCGGGCUCCUUCCUGCGACCUGCUGUCCCACACAGUCAGCCGGUCAGAGACUCUGCUACCUGAAAGGGGAAGGUUAAGCCUGUCCGACCGGAAACUGUCCCUGCAGGAGCGCUCACAGACGGCAGCAUCGCCCUGCAGCUCUCCUGGACUCAACGGGCGCUAUAUUUACCCAUCGUUACCGUACUCCCCCAUCACAUCACCCCACUCCUCUCCACGUUUGUCUCGUCGGCCCACUGUGGAGUCCCACAGUGUUUCCAUCACAGACCUCCAGGACUGCGUUCAACUCAACCAGUACAAGCUGAAAGAUGAGAUUGGAAAGGGCUCCUAUGGUGUUGUCAAGCUGGCUUACAACGAGGACGACAACACAUACUAUGCGAUGAAGGUGUUGUCCAAGAAGAGGCUGAUGAGGCAGGCAGGUUUCCCACGGAGACCUCCCCCUCGUGGAGCCAAAGCAGGCCCUGUGGGUCCCCCUCAGCCCAAAGGACCCCUGGAGCGGGUCUAUCAGGAGAUUGCCAUCCUGAAGAAGCUGGACCAUCCUAAUGUUGUCAAACUAUCAGAGGUUUUGGACGACCCCAGUGAGGACCAUCUGUACAUGGUGUUUGAGCUGGUCAAACAAGGGGCUGUGAUGGAGGUGCCAACAGAUAAACCCUUCAGCGAGGACCAGUCACGCUUUUACUUCCAAGAUCUGCUCAGGGGAAUCGAGUACUUACAUUACCAGAGGAUCAUUCACAGAGACGUUAAACCCUCGAACCUGCUGGUGGGAGAAGAUGGACACAUCAAGAUUGCAGACUUUGGAGUCAGUAACCAGUUUGAGGGAACAGAUGCUCUCCUGACCAGCACGGUGGGAACGCCUGCUUUCCUCGCCCCUGAGGCGCUCUCUGAGACCAGAAAGAACUUCUCUGGCAAGGCUCUGGAUGUUUGGGCCAUGGGAGUGACGCUUCACUGCUUCGUCUUUGGAGUGUGUCCAUUUAUGGAUGAGCGGAUCGUCAGUCUCCAUCAGAAAAUCAAGACGCAACCUGUGGAGUUACCUGAACAUGCCGACAUCUCUGAUGAUCUCAAAGAUUUGUUAUUGAAAAUGUUGGACAAGAAUCCAGAGACCAGAAUAUCAAUCCCACAGAUAAAGGUUCACCCAUGGGUGACGAGGCAUGGCGCUGAGCCUCUCCCUCCUGAGGACGACAACUGCUGUAUGCUGAUCGAGGUGACCGAGGAGGAGGUGGAAAAUUCGGUGAAACACAUCCCCAGCCUGGCUACAGUGAUCCUGGUGAGGACCAUGCUGAGGAAGCGCUCCUUUGGGAACCCUUUCGACUGGGCUCGUAAAGAGGACCGUAGCAGUUUGAGUGCUUCAGGGCAAACGCUCACGAAAGGCAGAGCAGGCAAAGUGAGAUACUGCUACAUUCAUUGUAAGCAAAGAAGGAAACAGGAGAGCGGUGACGGCAUGAAGAGUAUGGACCUGCCCUAUGUGGGGGAGGACGAGGCUCUUUCCUGAUGCAGACGCUUUAUUUCAUAUGCUGAGAUCUGCCUGCCUGCAACCACACAGCACAACGCCCCUAAACUCACAGUUUCAUACUGCCAUUCGACACCCGUGUACACUUCCCACUUCCUGUGAGGUGGACGAGUGUGGCACGCGCAGAAAAGAUUGAGAAAUAAGGAUCUUAGGCACUUUUUCUUCUUCAAUUCUUCAAUUCUCUCCACUUUAAAGGCACAGUUUGGAUAAUGCAGGACUUGAGAGUGUCACAGGGGAGAGCAUUUCUCCUGAAUCUGUCUUCAGCCUUUGUUGCCCGACCCACCUCCUCCUUUUAUCCUGCAUGCGUUUAUAGUCCCAGCAUGCUUCGUCUCAGGCUUCAACUGUAAGGUUUGGUGUUUUAUUGUAGUCGAUCCACAUGUAUUUCUCCUUGUCUCUACUUGACAAUUAUUUCAGGUAUACAGGGAAGGGGAACAAGGGUAGGUUUUCUUGACAAUGAUUGUCUGGCUCACUCGGCUUUACAGUGGCAUGGCCCAUUUUUGUAAAAUACUUGAGCGUGAAUAAUCUGUACAGUUUUCCUGAAAUUAAAAAAAAAGGGGAGUGAAGAAAUGUUUACUUCAUUGAAUGCAUGUGUUUACUUUCCCAAUGCAAACGCUAUAUAAGCUACAUCUAAAUAUUUGCACGCUCAUAGACAAACUUGUUACACACAAUUUGAUUGGUUCUUUAUAAAACUCCCAUUCACUAGAAUCAAUCACAAGCUUUACAAACAUUUGAUGUAGUGCUUUUUGAACAAUCUCAAUGAAUCAUUACUGCGUUCAAGUUAGCUUGUUAAACAACUGAGACGUUCGUCUUUUGCAAAGCUUUUGCAACAUGUGAUUUUUAAGUGUUUGCUAUAUAUUUAUAAUCUCAUAGUAAGCCAUGACGGUACUGAAAUUCAUCAAGGGGAGAAAAAAAGGAAUGUUUUGGUGCAAAAAUAUUCUGCAGCCAUUGUGUGCAAUGGUUAAAAUAUGUUUCCUAGCACCGACUGCUAAUCACUUCUCUCCAGUUGUUUGGACCAAGACGGUUGUGUUGUUGCUGAGUUUCACAUUUCAGCUGUGUGAUGUAUUUGACUCCUCAAAGUGGAUGUUGGUAUGUAGACUGAAAACUAAAACAAAAGGUGACUGAACGUGACGUUCUGAUUGUGAACGUUCUGACUUGUUUUAUUUGUUUUGUAUUGUCAGCAUUACAGAUGUUAUUCCAAACGGCACAUUUUAAGUGCACCAAAACAUUCACGUAUGUAUCAUUUUGUAUAAGUAUAGAAGGAUAUGUAAAACAAAACAAACCUUUAAACUAUUUGUUUCUUUACUGAGCUAUAAAAGCAGGGUGCAGGGCAGCUGCAGACUUUUUGUACAAAUCUAUGCAUGAUAUAUCUGCAGAUGUGAUGGAGAUCAAAGCUGGUGUCAUCUUUAGUCGGAGGGAGAAUGCAACUCUGCAAAUAUUUAAAAUGAAAUGUUCCAAGUCCUUUUCAUUUCCUUGACAUUUUAGAGGAUCCCAAAGCUGAAAACAUUGAAUUUUCCACUUUUUUUCCCCCCUUUUGUGAACUUUCAUUUGUGUUCUUAUUUUUCACAUCUUCUUAAUUGUUUGUAUCAGUCUAGAUAAAGUCCUGUGUGUGUCUCAAAAAUAGAAUAUUGACUUAUAAUUCAAACAUAUAAUGCUUCCAUACUCUAAAUACUUCAGCACUAAUGUGUUGAAUGUAUGAGAAAUGCUGACCUUUUUUUUUUUUUUUUGACCUGCCUGCAUGUCACUGAGCUGUACUCACUGUAUGUCUGUUUUAAAGACUAGUUCUAUGCAUAUAAUGUGUCCUUCUCUGUAAGGUGCAAUGUACUGGCUGGAUGAGGAAGGCUGUUUGUGGUUGACCGAUCAUUAUUUAGUUUUCAUUACCCGAAAGUUUUUUCCUAAAUGUAAUGAAGUCGUGCUCCCUGAUGUGGAAGGGCUGCAAAUAGAGACUCGGGAGUUAUGCUUUUCAUAACAAUAUUGUAGUGUGCUUUUGAAGGAUAUUCACUUUUUUUCUGUGGAGAACUCAAUGAUAAUAGCCAAUUAUCUUUUUCAGCCCAUGAUCUAGUCAGAAAAUGAAUUGCAGCUUGUGUUAUACUGUUAAGUGUUACCUCUUUUGAAACCAGUUUUCACUUAUUAAAGGUCACAUAUUAUGCAAACAACAAUUUACCAUUUUUUGCGAAUACUAAUACAUAUGUGUCCCUAUAGCCUGUCUACAAACCUCCCAAUUAGGCGGAAAGUUCAUCCUCUGCGUUUUUUGCCUGCUCCACUUUUCAGAAAAUGUGUGCUCAAACAGGCCAUUUGGAGGUUUUCUCUUCAUGACAUCACAAAGGGCAGCAACCACUCCCCCAGGUGGGUGACACUCCCACAGCUAGGUGAUAGUUGCCUUCCCAACUUAAAAAAAAAUAGGGCAUGGUGCAAGAAAGUCCGAGCAACAUCCCCUUCCAGAGAGGGGGCGUGGUCAGACUUCGCUUACUUGCAUUUAAAGGUGUACACACAGAAACAGCCUGUUGUGAGCAGGGCUGAAAUAGAGGAGUUUAUAGGCGUGAUCAAAUACAGGAUCAGAGUUGAUUUUUGCCAAGACACUUCACAGACAUGUUUUGGGGCUCCCUUAGACUUAGAAGGAGGAUAAUAUGUGACCUUUAAGCAGAUAUUUCAUUCCGAAUAAAUGAGAGUAGGUAAAGGUUUUUACCUUUAGCAAAACAAGACAUCCUCUUUCCUUUUAUAGAAUAAUUGUUCUCUUUGACCACCAACAACAACAAAAAGAAAGACAUUUAAGGUUUGAAUGCAAACCACAGAAAAGCUGUAACAUACAGUAUUUAAGCCUGUACUUUGUUUCAAUGCAGUCUCUGCCCUUUGUGUCAAAAGGGGCGGGGCUAACACAAUAACCUUUCUCUGUGCCGUAAAUUGAUUUCAUUGAUAGCUUUGGGGGCUCUUUUCCCCUGAAUGCAUGCCAACAUACUGAACACAUACCACUGUAUCGUCACAGCAUGAGAGGUCUUUAAUGUCAAAAGAGGGACCUUUAAAUUAAUUAUUCUAUACAUACUGUAUCUUGAUCAUCAUUUGAAUAAAAAUAUUUAUUGCCUUUC
Messenger RNA from Labrus mixtus (cuckoo wrasse), 4868 nucleotides. RefSeq names its product calcium/calmodulin-dependent protein kinase kinase 2. The transcript has 17 exons. The coding region runs from base 1 to 1770 and encodes 589 amino acids. NCBI's taxonomy places the organism in Eukaryota, Metazoa, Chordata, Actinopteri, Labriformes, Labridae. Gene Ontology annotation, biological process: CAMKK-AMPK signaling cascade; protein phosphorylation; activation of protein kinase activity. The record is from RefSeq and is a predicted model, not a curated record. Gene Ontology annotation, molecular function: ATP binding; protein kinase activity.